UGUUUGUGUUGUGGUUUUGGGGGAGGGAGGCGGAGGGGAAAGUUUGUUUAUUUUGUUUUUAGUUUCUGGGGUCCCCGAGCUUCGGGAAGGUGAAGCGAACGACAGUGACCCCCCCUCGCCUCUCAGCCUCCCCGCGACGUCGCCUCCACAGCUUGCGGAGAAGCGGGGGCCGCGGUCGCCGCUGGGCUCCACGGCGGAACGACGCGCGCUCGGAGCCGGCGCGGCUCGGCGGGUUUUGGCAUUUUGCACUGAAUGUAACCUAGACUGAUCGUCUCGGGCUUGUGUUGCCCCAGGAUACUGUCAGUGGCAGUGUUUGUGAGCGUCUGCAGAGUUUUGCACAGUCUGUUCCCAUGCAAACCAAUGAGGGAGAAGUAGAGGAAGAAAGCAGCUCCCAGGUGGAACAGGAGGAUUUUGUAAUGGAAGGGCAUGGCAAGACUCCACCUCCUGGAGAAGAAAGCAAACAAGAGAAGGAGCAAGAAAGGGAAGAACAGUUAAUGGAAGACAAGAAAAGGAAGAAAGAGGAUAAAAAGAAAAAAGAAACCACCCAGAAGGUCACGGAACAAAAAACCAAAGUGCCCGAAGUGACGAAACCAAGUUUAAGCCAACCAACGGCCGCCAGCCCAAUUGGCAGCUCUCCAUCGCCACCAGUCAAUGGUGGCAACAAUGCCAAAAGGGUGGCAGUGCCGAACGGACAACCGCCAAGUGCCGCCCGCUACAUGCCUCGGGAGGUGCCGCCGCGAUUCCGUUGCCAGCAGGACCACAAAGUGUUACUAAAACGUGGGCAGCCCCCUCCACCGUCCUGCAUGCUCCUCGGGGGUGGGGCAGGGCCUCCUCCCUGCACAGCACCUGGAGCAAACCCAAACAACAACGCACAAGUGACAGGAGCGCUGCUGCAGAGCGAGAGUGGGACGGCACCAGAGUCAACCCUUGGAGGUGCUGCUGCUUCAAAUUAUGCAAAUUCCACUUGGGGCCCGGGAGCCUCCUCCAACAACGGCGCCUCCCCCAACCCAAUUCACACCUGGGACAAGGUGAUUGUAGACGGGUCUGACAUGGAAGAGUGGCCUUGUAUUGCCAGCAAAGACACUGAAUCUUCUUCCGAAAACACCACCGAUAACAACAGUGCCUCAAACCCUGGCCCUGAGAAGAGCACUCUGCCAGGAAGCACCACUAGUAACAAAGGCAAAGGGAGCCAGUGCCAGUCUGCAAGUUCCGGGAACGAAUGUAAUCUUGGGGUCUGGAAGUCUGACCCUAAGGCUAAAUCUCUUCAAUCUUCCAACUCUACUUCAGAUAGCAACAGUGGACUAGGAAACUGGAGGAAUGUGAGUGGUCAAGACAGAAUUGGACCUGGCUCUGGCUUCAGCAACUUUAACCCAAAUAGCAACCCAUCUGCCUGGCCAGCGUUGGUCCAAGAAGGAACUUCUAGGAAAGGGGCACUGGAAACAGAAAAUAGUAGUUCCAGUGCACAGGUUAGCACAGUAGGCCAGGCAUCCAGGGAACAGCAGUCAAAGAUGGAAAAUGCGGGUGUUAAUUUUGUUGUCUCUGGCAGAGAACAGGCUCAAAUUCAUAACACUGAUGGACCAAAAAAUGGAAACACUAACUCCUUGAACUUAAGUUCACCAAACCCCAUGGAAAAUAAGGGAAUGCCCUUUGGAAUGGGCUUGGGGAACACCUCCAGGAGCACUGAUGCCCCUUCACAAAGCACUGGAGAUCGAAAGACUGGGAGUGUUGGGUCUUGGGGUGCAGCUAGGGGGCCUUCUGGAACUGACACAGUCUCUGGACAAAGCAAUUCUGGAAAUAAUGGGAACAAUGGAAAAGACAGAGAGGACUCCUGGAAAGGAGCUUCUGUUCCAAAAUCAACUGGGUCAAAAAAUGACUCUUGGGACAAUAACAGGUCUACGGGUGGGUCCUGGAACUUUGGCCCUCAGGACUCUAAUGACAACAAAUGGGGUGAAGGGAACAAAAUGACAUCUGGGGUCUCUCAGGGAGAAUGGAAACAGCCGACUGGGUCUGAGGAGUUGAAAAUUGGAGAAUGGAGUGGUCCAAACCAACCAAAUUCUAGCACUGGAGCAUGGGACAAUCAAAAGGGCCACCCCCUCCCUGAAAACCAAGGCAAUGCCCAGGCUCCCUGUUGGGGAAGAUCUUCCAGCUCCGCAGGAAGUGAGGUUGGAGGUCAAAGCACUGGAAGCAACCACAAAGCAGGAAGUAGCGACAGUCAUAAUUCAGGCCGUCGGUCAUACAGGCCCACACAUCCUGAUUGCCAGGCUGUCUUGCAGACUCUUUUGAGCCGAACUGAUUUGGACCCCAGGGUGCUCUCAAACACUGGCUGGGGCCAGACUCAAAUUAAGCAGGACACAGUGUGGGAUAUCGAAGAGGUGCCAAGACCUGAGGGGAAAUCUGACAAAGGAACCGAGGGGUGGGAGAGCGCUGCCACACAGACCAAGAACUCAGGGGGCUGGGGAGAUGCACCCAGCCAAAGCAAUCAAAUGAAGUCUGGAUGGGGGGAGCUCUCAGCCUCGACAGAGUGGAAAGAGCCCAAGAGUGCAGGAGGCUGGGCCGACUAUAAGAACAACAACCCUUCUAACUGGGGAGGAGGACGAGCAGAUGAAAAGACACCUUCCUCUUGGAAUGAGAGUUCCUGCAAGGAUCAGGGGUGGGGAGGUGGGCGCCAGCCCAACCAAGGAUGGACUUCUGGGAAGAAUGGUUGGGGCGAGGAGGUUGAUCAAGUGAAAAACAACAAUUGGGAAAGCUCUGCAAAUAAGCCUGUAUCUGGGUGGGGUGACGGAGGGCAGAAUGAAAUUGGAACUUGGGGUAAUGGUGGGAAUACAAACCUAGCUUCAAAAGGUGGGUGGGAAGAUUGCAAAAGAUCCCCUGCAUGGAAUGAGACAGGCAGACAGCCCAAUUCCUGGAAUAAACAACACCAACAGCAGCAGCAGCAGCAGCCGCCGCCGCCACCACAGCCAGAGGCUUCUGGUUCAUGGGGAGGCCCACCCCCACCACCUCCGGGCAGUGUUCGACCUCCUAAUUCCAACUGGAGCAGUGGGCCCCAGCCUGCAGCCCCUAAGGAUGAUGAACCCAGUGGUUGGGAGGAGCCGUCCCCACAGUCAAUUAGUCGAAAAAUGGACAUCGAUGAUGGCACUUCAGCUUGGGGAGACCCUAACAGUUACAACUACAAGAAUGUGAACCUGUGGGAUAAGAAUUCUCAAGGGGGCCCAGCACCUCGGGAACCAAACCUGCCUACCCCAAUGACCGGAAAAUCAGCAUCAGUCUGGAGCAAAAGCACACCACCUGCUCCAGAUAAUGGGACUUCAGCCUGGGGUGAGCCAAAUGAAAGCAGUCCUGGGUGGGGUGAAAUGGAUGAUGCAGGAGCAUCGACCACAGGCUGGGGAAACACACCUGCCAACGCUCCCAAUGCCAUGAAACCCAAUUCCAAAUCUAUGCAAGACGGCUGGGGGGAGAGUGACGGGCCGGUCACAGGAACUCGCCAUCCUAGCUGGGAAGAGGAAGAUGAUGGAGGAGUCUGGAACACCGCCGGCUCUCAGGGAAGCACUUCCUCCCACAACUCAGCAAGCUGGGGACAAGGAGGAAAGAAACAAAUGAAGUGCUCACUGAAAGGUGGAAACAAUGAUUCAUGGAUGAAUCCUCUUGCCAAACAGUUUUCAAAUAUGGGAUUGCUGAGUCAAACUGAAGAUAACCCAAGCAGUAAAAUGGACUUGUCUGUAGAUAAGAAAUUUGAUGUGGACAAGCGAGCAAUGAAUCUCGGGGAUUUUAAUGAUAUCAUGAGGAAGGAUCGACCUGGGUUCCGUCCACCUAAUUCCAAAGACUUGGGAACUGCAGACAGUGGGCCUUAUUUUGAGAAGCUGACUUUGCCUUUCUCCAAUCAAGAUGGGUGCCUUGGGGAUGAGGCUCCCUGCUCUCCCUUCUCCCCUUCUCCCAGCUACAAGCUGUCUCCCUCUGGUUCCACACUACCCAACGUCAGCCUUGGAGCAAUCGGCACAGGGCUCAACCCCCAAAACUUCGCUGCUAGACAAGGCAGCAGUCACGGUUUGUUUGGAAACAGCACAGCACAAUCGAGAGGCCUGCACACUCCAGUGCAGCCACUGAGUUCUUCUCCUGGUCUCCGGGCGCAAGUGCCUCCCCAGUUUAUCUCCCCCCAGGUUUCUGCCUCAAUGCUCAAGCAGUUCCCCAGCAGUGGCCUGAAUCCAGGCCUCUUUAAUGUGGGUCCCCAGCUGUCUCCUCAACAGAUUGCCAUGCUGAGCCAGCUUCCGCAGAUCCCCCAGUUUCAGUUGGCAUGUCAGCUUCUCCUGCAGCAGCAGCAGCAGCAGCAGCAGCUGCUCCAGAACCAGAGAAAGAUUUCUCAAGCAGUGCGCCAGCAACAAGAGCAGCAGCUGGCGAGAAUGGUGAGUGCUCUCCAACAGCAGCAGCAGCAGCAACAGCAGCAGCAGCGGCAGCCUAGCAUGAAGCAUUCACCAUCUCAUCCUGUUGGGCCUAAGCCACAUUUGGACAACAUGGUACCCAACACACUGAAUGUCGGGCUCCCAGACCUUCAGACCAAAGGGCCAAUCCCUGGAUAUGGUUCUGGCUUCAGCUCUGGCGGCAUGGACUAUGGUAUGGUUGGUGGCAAGGAGGCUGGGACUGAGUCUCGCUUCAAACAGUGGACCUCCAUGAUGGAAGGGCUGCCUUCUGUGGCCACACAAGAAGCCACCAUGCACAAAAACGGCGCUAUAGUGGCCCCUGGUAAGACCCGAGGAGGGUCACCAUACAACCAGUUUGAUAUAAUCCCAGGUGACACACUGGGUGGCCAUACGGGUCCUGCUGGUGAUAGCUGGUUACCUGCCAAAUCUCCACCGACUAAUAAAAUCGGAAGUAAAUCCAGCAAUGCCAGUUGGCCUCCAGAAUUCCAACCAGGAGUGCCAUGGAAAGGUAUCCAAAAUAUUGACCCUGAAUCUGACCCUUAUGUCACCCCAGGAAGUGUGCUGGGGGGUCCAGCCACAUCUCCCAUUGUAGAUACUGACCACCAACUGCUGCGGGAUAACACCACAGGGUCUAACUCUUCCCUCAACACCUCGCUGCCUUCACCUGGUGCCUGGCCCUACAGUGCCUCUGACAACUCCUUUACCAACGUUCAUAGCACUUCAGCAAAGUUCCCUGAUUACAAAUCCACGUGGUCCCCAGAUCCCAUAGGACACAACCCCACUCAUCUCUCUAACAAGAUGUGGAAAAACCACAUCUCCUCCAGGAACACUACACCGCUGCCCCGCCCACCUCCUGGCCUGACCAACCCCAAACCGGCAUCUCCCUGGAGCAGCACAGCACCCCGAUCAGUCCGGGGGUGGGGGACACAGGACUCUCGGAUUGCCUCGGCCUCUACCUGGAGUGAUGGUGGCUCUGUUCGUCCUAGUUACUGGCUGGUUCUUCACAAUCUCACUCCACAGAUUGAUGGGUCAACCUUGAGAACGAUCUGCAUGCAGCAUGGUCCGCUGCUGACAUUCCAUCUGAAUCUAACCCAGGGUACUGCCCUGAUCCGAUACAGCACCAAACAAGAGGCAGCCAAGGCCCAGACUGCACUGCACAUGUGUGUGUUGGGAAACACUACCAUCCUGGCCGAGUUCGCCACUGAGGAUGAAGUCAGCCGCUUUCUGGCUCAAGCUCAGCCCCCUACACCUGCAGCAACCCCAAGCGCACCCAGCACAGGGUGGCAGUCACUGGAGACCAGCCAGAACCAAGCCGACCCCGUUGGACCUGCGCUGAACCUUUUCGGUGGGUCCACCGGGCUCGGGCAGUGGAGCAGCAGCACUGGUGGCAGCAGUGGGGCCGAUCUUGCUGGCACUUCCUUGUGGGGGCCCCCAAACUAUUCUUCUAGCUUGUGGGGAGUCCCUACGGUAGAAGAUCCCCAUAGGAUGGGCAGCCCUGCUCCUUUACUACCUGGUGACCUUCUGGGAGGAGGGUCGGAUUCAAUCUGAACUUAGAACUUUCAACUCUGACCUCGUGACCUUUUUUGGAACAGCAGCAGCACUAACUUGACCUUUUCGUUUUUUUUUUCAACUUGCAAUAAAUACAUUUUUAAAAGGAAAAAAGAAAACGGAGAGAGAAAAAAAGGUGGGUCAUUGACAGACUGUCUGAGCACAUAGUUGCCUCCCUUAAAACUUCAGUUUUUUCGUUUGGAAUAUGAAUCCAAAAAGAGAACAUAUCACUCUUGAAAUACUUGAAUCAUGAACGCCAACCUAGAAAGACAAUGUGAAGCAAGUACACAUACCAUUUAAAUUUAAACACAAAAAAUUAAAAAAAUUAGUUUCUAGUUUUUCACUUUUUUCAUGUUAUAUGGAAGUUGUUGCUAAGAAACAUAUAUACUGAAAAAAAUAGCUUUUUAACUUUGUUUGCACUGGGUGUGUUUCCGUCCUUAGGUCUACCAUGUUUGGGUGGGAGGGAAAUUCAAAAGAAUUGUUGGGGGAGGGGGAAGGGAAGACUUGACGGAGCCUCACUUUAAAAACAAAAACAAAAAAAACUUAAAAAAAAAAAAAGGAAAAAUUUUGUGAUUGGCUGGUUGAUAAAUACCAGUGUGUUCUGGCACAUGUAACUGCCCAGGCAUGCUCGUUCUGGUAUGUGUGUGCACGUGUGUUCAUGUGCAUUUGCGUGCAUCCUCCUCUCUGUCUCUUAUGUGUGUGCCUGCGUCCUGCCCUCCUCGUCCUACCCCACCCUGAUUUCUCAGAAAGCUGCAUUGCUGACAGUUUGCAGGCUGGCUGGCCGGCCAUCCGCUUUUUAUUAUUUUUAACUAUGAGAACACAGGAGCACAGGGAGCCGCUGCAACUCAAGCCACUUCUUCGGGCUGCAUCAAGACGAAGGGUGCUUCUCGUGAUGAGAGCGGCAGCCGGAACCUGAGGGUCCCCAGCUUCCUGUUGACCUAGCAGCAGAGCUGAGCACUGCCAAGUCCAGCAGUUGGGCGGGAGGUGCCUCUCAGAGCAGCUGUUGCUCACUUCUGUGAAAUACGCAGCCGCUGAGCACGUGGGGUCUAAGUCCCAAGCAAGCCUUUUUGCUACUUUGAAUGGGAACAGAUGAUUCAGUGAUUUUUAAAUCGUGUGAUGUUUAGCGGGAAAACUGUGUUCCCACUUUCCAGUGUCAUCAGGUGUGAGAUUUUUUUUUUUAAAGGAAUCAGGUAAUGCAAAUUAAGUAAUGCGUAUGGUUCUUAUUGUUUGAGGAAAAUAGUAAAUUGUGAGCAGCCUCCUGGAAGCACCGCAGCUCCCCCCUCUGCUCCUCUCGCUGAGCAUUACCUGUGCCAGGCCAUGGCGUGUUACAGCACCAGGCCAUCACUGACAAACGUUUACUUAACGAAUGUUCUUAAACCAGUGUGUACUUCAAGCGUCUCCCUCUGUGUUGUGUUUCCUGUGUAUGUGGUUUUGCUUAGGCAGAAAUAACUUAGCAAAGACUUAAGUAUUGCACCUUGUUUUGGUUUUGACCUCUUUUUUUUCUUCCUUGUAAUGUUGGGUUUUUUUGUUUUGGUAUUUAAAGACUUUUUUUUUUUUUUUUUUUUUUUUUUAAGCAUCAAUGUAGUAGUUCUCUGGGCCGAACAGGAGGCAAUGUUUAAUCCACAGUUAUCACCAAUAUGUACUAUGUUGGAAUCAAAAUAUAUCAAAUUGCUUAUUGUGAAAAGAGUGAAAGCGAACCUGAAGGGGAAUCCUUACAUACUAAGUAAAUGGCGGGUGGGUGGGCAGGGAGGUGUGUGCGGGUAACAUGCUAGCACUUGUGUGGAUAUCCCAGUCUGCAUCGUACUGUUUGUUCAACAUGAAGUGCCGACAUUCUGUACCAGCAAUUACCUGCCCAUUCCAACCCCUGGUGGGAGCAGACCUCUGCUGUCCUCCGUGACUUGCUGCUAUUGAGGACAGGGGAGUUUUUCUUUCUUAGCAUCAUCAGUGAAAGAUACAACAAUGCCUGAUGUAUUUGACUUUCAGCUUGUGUCUUUGUGGGUAGAGGGGUAUGACUAGAAAAAAGCAACAACAACAAAAGCAUGUAAGUGGCUUUGUAAGACAGUGAGUGGGAAAUUCUGUAGUCGUCUUGGCUCACCCUAUUGGAUACAAACCUAACUUCUGAAGAGAUUGGCGGGCGCUGUUCCUGUGAGCACUGUGCUUGCCAGUGUGGGAGCCCUUGGCAAGGUGGGUGGGCAAAGGAGUCCUCAGUUCUGGUUUAUUCCUGCAACACCUUGUUCUCAUGGACUCUGCCUUCCUUCCCUGCUCUCUGGUUUCCAUCACUACCAUCCCCCUCCCACUUCUGCCCCUCCAAAUUGUCUCCUUCCAGCCCUGCUGACUCUCAAGUGUUGGAGCAGAGCUCUGUCGUCGGUGGUGAUGACCAAGUGAGGCGCAGCUUAUGUUCAGACAUCUGCAGACUGAAGGCUAAUCUUAGCGUCCCCAGACUCCCAGGAUCCCAUGGGGACUGUCCACUGCCGCUCUUGGUUCACAGCCCUGCCUACCACCCUCUCCUCCUCCUCCCCUUCCUCCUCUUUCUGCCUGUUGGGUCCUUGACCUGCACUAUGGCUUAGUUGAGUUCCUUACGAUACUACGGUGAAAGCCGGGUGCUAGAGCCCCUCUUGUUUACAAGACAUAAAUGAGGGAUUUGAAACAUGUAAAAAUAAACAUGAGAAGCUAAAAUGUUCUUCCAUCAUAAGCUUAAAGGGAAAAAACUAAAAACUUAAAAAAAAAGACCAAAAAGUGCGUGUGUGUGUGUAUAUAUAUAUAUAUGUGUGUAUAUAUAUAUAUACAUAUACACAUACAUACAUACAUACAUAUAAAUAUAUAUUUUAGAUGAAGACUAACUCUGGGAGCAUUUAACAGUGUUUUUGUUUUUACUUUAACAUUUAUUUUCCUGCUUUAAAAUUUGCAAGCAUUCUCAGGAAUUCUAGGGUAGGAAGCCAGUUUUUUGAAGAUGGUUUAUUUAACCGUAUCUUAUCCUAGAUAGACAGCUGUUUCUUUCCUGUUAGUAAACUUUUACAAGUUCCUGAAACUUCAAAAAGUUUAAAUGAUUUUUACUUAAAAAAAAAUGUAAAAAGAAAAGUCUCCAAACAUUAUUAUCACACGUUUUAAAAUACAUAGAAAUAUUUUUUAGAAAUUACCAAUUUAGCAGCAACAGGUAAAUUCAUUAUCUUAACAACUGUGGGAGAAGGAUCAGGUUUUCUGAGGGCUGCCGCGGCCUCACUUGAGAUUGUGCCUAACUGAUGGGGGAGUUUUUGGUAUGCUCAGUAGGAUUGCUACCACAAUGUUACUUCUGUGUAAGGCUGGACAGACAUCUCCCCAGUCGUGUUUAUGUUCUCCAAUGCAGCCCUUCUCCCUGUCUCUCCAACCCCAUCAACAAAAGAAAGGAAUAAAGAAACAACAGCUUAAGGAAAAAGGAUUGGCUCAAAACUGUGUAAGCAGUGUGUUUGUUGGAUUGCUGAGAAUCUGGGUAAAGAGUUAGGAAAUAUAGGUUAAUAAUUUUUGAAAAAAUCUUAAAUAUAAGCAUUACUAAAGAAAAUUUACCUAUGGACUGUUCUGUUGAUGAAGAAUGUCUGUUUGGCCUCCGUCUGUUGCAGGAGGGAAAACAGAAGAAUCUAUAAGGAACAAGUGAUUUUACUUUGUUUUAGCUCCCAGCUCCUGUUGUGCUUGUUUUAAAUGCUGUUUUGAAGAUCUGCUGCUUACAUAUCCCCAUCCUGGGUGGCAGAGACCUGGAGUGUUUCCUUUGAUGUUGGUGAUGUUGAAUUCUCCUUUUGUAUUCCUUCUGGGGCCAGAGGUCAUGGCCAAAGCUUUUUUCAAACUUUAAGCUUCCCAGUGGGAAAGAAACUCCAGCUCCACAGGUAAAGUGAAUGGGUGGGGUUGCUGCCUGCAUUCUCUAAAACCGCUUUAGUGCCUUCGUACAUACACCCAGACAUCCUAAGAGGGGACGAGUGUGUGUGCAUGUGGUCCAGUCACUCCACAGUUGGUAAGAUGCUUGCCGGGAAAGGAAAUUGGAGUCGUUCUGGACAGGCCCCAAAGGCAGUGGGCUAAAUCAAAAUAAACAAAAAUUCAAAAAUUGAGGAAAGUUAAAUAAGUUGUUUUGUCUUGAUAAUGUGGGAUGCCAAGUUCCUUCCUAUGUUGUGUGCCCUCCAUAGGUGCUGACUUCUCCAUGUGUAGAAGGGUGACAGUUACAGUGAUGGGGAAAGUCUUUUUGUGCUGGGCCAAUGGAAAAAGGCUCAGCUUCUCAGCUCCUGUUCUCUGUCUUCUCCCUGCCUCUCCCCUUCGCCCAUCUGCCAUCUUGCUGGAAGCUUUUAUUAGAUAGGAGUAACAUAAGGAAAGGACAUGGUGAGGGUAUCUUGAAGGUAGAAAGCCCUUCCCUUCCCAUGCUAUUUUUUAGCAAGAACCCUGUCUGCCAAGACAUUAGGUGACUUCAUUAUACAUGCAAAAAUUGAAUGAGAUAUCCUUCCAGCACAUUCUGGCAUAUACACAGAGGCAUACUAGUCACCGUUACGUAGGUUUGGUUCGUACACGUUACAUGCAUGUAAUUGUAAGCUUUCUGUUUUAGACUAGUUUUUUUUUUAACUCUUGGUUAGUGGUAGGUAGACAUAUAUAUGUCUCAUGAGCGUCACAGAAUUGUUUCUGUCUACCAUAUGAGUAGCCAAAAGAAAAGCACAAGUGUGGGAAAGAGUUGUCUUCCAUCACGCGGGAGAACCUCUGCUGCCGAUGAGACCCAGUGCCAUGACCCCAUGUAAGGAUUGAGAAACACUCAGGUCUCCGACCCCUGUUUUGUUUUGUUUUGUUUUGUUUUGUUUUGUUUUGUUUUGUUUUAAAAAGGCAGCCUGUAUGGCAUCUCUACUCUUCAGCCCUUAAGCCAUGAACAUAUUCUCCCUUUCUAGCAGUCAUAGAAAUGAACUUAGCAGUACAGCAGUGCUGCUCCCCAAAAUGAAGACUCCAAACUGGAUUCUCCCUUCAGGGUCCCCAGAGAACCAUCACCUGUGGUUAGCCAUUCAGUCAGCAACUUCGCAUUGCAAUGGCUUGUGUUCUAACAAUCUUCCCACUUCUGUUGGGAAUGUAUCCUUGGGAAUUGAGUCAAAAUUGAAUGUAAUGUGGCAGAUAGUAUGUAAGGGGGACUGGGGAGGGGAAGAAAGGGAGAGGAAUUCCUGUAAGAAUUUGGAAAGACUUUACUAGUGUACCUACCAGAAACUGAACCUUAACUGACUGCAGAUACUUCGCUCCUUUCUCGUAGUUUAUUGUGCUGGGGAUGAAACCUGGGACUUUGCCCAUGUCAGGCGAGCACAUUUUUAUGCCUGAGCUACACAAUUCCUCAAGCCCUACACCAUCACUGUCACCUUUCUCUUGUAAGGGAAAUGGGUUUUGUGGAUUAAUAGCCAGAUUCUACUUUGACCUCAGAUGCUGUGUACUUUUUAAACUAUUUUCUCAUAUUCUGCCAUUUUGACUCUUAGUGUCUCUCUGCUGAGCAAAAUGCUUCACAAGCCUGCUUUCCUCUCCAGUGUCAACCGGAUGUUUUCAGCAGGCUUGGCUGCCAUAGCCAUCUCUAAGAUUGAGGCACAAUUGAGUCUUUGUAUGAGAAAGGUCCCAUUCUUCCCUGCCCUCAGAAGUAAAAUUCAGCAUGUACUACUCUGUCAUUUGUUGCUUUUUGAAUUCGCGUUUUUUUAUUCUAAGUAUAAGGUCUUCAACUAGAAGCAGAGACACAUUUUUAGCUGGUUUUUAAAAAGGAACUUUAUUCUCCAGUGUUAUUGCCAAGUUUUGUCACAGUUUCAUGUCAGUGAAUUACCUUCACUUCUUACUAUCUUACUUCACUUCUGUGGUCUCAUUUGUCUUCUUUGAGUGCAGCCAGGACACUAUUCUAGUCUGUGUGUGAAUGAACUGUCCAUCUUUAGACCCUGAGGGUCAUACAGAGCACCUUUGCUCUUUAUCUACAGGAACAGGGCUGUUGAAAACAUCAUCAUCCUAUAGAAAAAAAAAUAAUAUCCCCAGUUUGUUAAACCCUGUAAUAAUGCUUGAUAGGCUUACAGUCAGUGCCAAAGGUGUGCUGUCAUCAAAAAUGGUUCCAUUCAUCAAUAGUAGUAUUUUUAUUCUCAGCCUUAAAUUUGACAAAGGCCAUACUACAUUCAUUAGAUUUGAAAUAAUUGUGAACACCAAUAAUCUAAAUAUAUGAUGAUAAUAUAAAUUGAGUAUCAGACCAGACUUGGUGGCAAACGCCUUUAAUCCCAGCACUUGAGAGACAGAGGCAAGUGGAUCUCUGUGAGUUCAAGGCCAGCCUGAUCUUCAUGGCAAGUUUCAGAGAGACCCUGUCUCAUGGAGCAAAAACUGAACAUCAGUUCUCUCCCAACGCCACAAUACCUCCCCCAGUCCACACUGCCAAAGGAGGACAUGAACAAGAUACAGCAUGGUUUAAGAGGGGACAGUAGUCAGAGAGUGGAGGGCCAGCUCCUGCCAGCUCAGCCUCCACCCUGCCCCUCAUUUCAUGGUCGUCCUGACUAGGUCCUGAGCAGUUGAUGGGUAUUUCCAUCAUUUGAAUGGUUUUUUAAUAGUAGCAAAAUGACAGAAAAUGCCUGUGUUUGCCUCUCAGAAUUUAAGUAGCUCUCUCUCUGGUCAGCUGUACACAUGGAUUUGUUUUCAGCAAGAAAUGGCCCUGGUCAGAAAAGGGGGUAAUAUCCUGGCCAGAAGCUCUACAGAGUUCGGCAUUGUUCCUCAUGGUGACAGACUUACUUUUCCAUAGGAGGGGAUAGGGCAGGUAUAAUUUCAUAAAUAAGAAAUAGUGUUUCCAUAGAGUGUCAUGUGCCUCCACUUAGUUUUCACUCUGAGUGCUUUGGAAACAAACUCCCAAUUACAAUUGACCUGUUUCCAGCCAGUAUCAAUAAAUUGGGAUGACUUCUUCAAAAAGGGAAAUCCCUUCUUCCUACAUUUCUCUCCCUUCUCCCUGGCUUCUUGGACCUGGUCGGUCAUGCAGUUUUUCUUGGGCCACUGAAAGGAUACCCCACUCCUAAGGAUUGUAAAGGGACAGGAGGCAAGAUGGAGCAGCCUUACUUUCAUGACUGACCUUACAGCAGGAAAAGGUGAUAGAUGCUGAAUGUGUAUGCCAAAAACAAAAGGGGGUCUUUGUGCAAAACAGAGCAAACCCUUGGGAUCCUUCAAGAGGUCACAUGCCUUGUAAAGGUAGGAUGGUCACCAAGUGAUGGAUUAUCAUGGAACUUCUUUUUGCCAGAAGUUUGGGGUUAUGUUAAUUGUGUUUAAAACACUACCCCCUUUAAUUCUUUCCAAGGAAUCUCUUAAGUAAUGUGCCUUUGUCAGUCCAGAGACCACCCGUAUGUGGUCUGUCAGAGGGUCUCCUGGCAGCCCCAGGAACAGCCGUUAGAUUUCUCAUGAGGGCCCGUUUUGCAUACUGUGGGUUGUGUGGAAGAGAUUCUGGGUCUUGGCCUGGAAGGUUAUAAACAAGCAAGGCCAGGAGCCAGGUUAGUCCAGUGCAAGUCAGCUGUCUACAUCUGCAUUCGUGUGUGUGUGUGUGUGUGUGUGUGUGUGUGUGUGUGUGUGUGUGUGUUCUGUAAGCACUGGAGAAUUAGAAUGCAGCAAUUUUUGUGAUCCAUUCAUUCACUCUUGUAAAGAAGGCAUUUCUGGCUUUGUGCUGCAGAAGCUGCAUUUUUUUUUUUAACCCUCUCUGACUUAGAAGGUUAUGGUUUUCCCAAAUGCAAGUCACAUCAGUGUUGCUAUUUUUGUGAACAGGGUAUUUAUUGCACGCAAAGGGAAGGUUUUGAAAGAAUUGAGACCGGUAUUUAAAAAAGAAAAAAAAAAUCUGAAAUCAUAUUGUAGUUCUUGAGAACUGUUGUAUAGUCUCUUCGUGUGUUUCAGGUUUGUUUUAAAUGACCCACACCUCUCCCACUCCCAGCCUUCUAAAGAAAGAUCCAGUGAAUGCAGAGGGCCCUGUCCACCAUCCUCAACACACCUCCUCCCUAUCCCCUACUCCAGAGGAAAGCACUCUUCUAGAUUCCUUCAGCUUCUUUCAGGAAGACAAAGGGAGACCUCACUCACUCCCCUUGUUGCCUUGGGAUGUAUUGUUAUGCAAAUGUGAAUUUAAAUAGUGGUUGUGGUUUUUUUGUGGGUUCCCCUCCCCCCAACAAAAAGUCCAUAUGUGGUCAUUCUUGCUCCAUUUUGUAUUCUGAAUUUGUAACUAUGCAUUUUCUGAGAAGGGGGAAGGCAGGGAAGAGGGGAAAGAAACCAAUUUGUAUCCUUAUGUUUUCCAGUUUCUGUGUCCAUGGAAUCUCCAUGUCUAGGAAGGAAAGAAGAGGAGAGGCUCACUAGGUCAGCAUAGUGAGGGCCAGAGGGACCUCCCAGACCCUGCCCUCUGGCAGGUCUGAUUGCCAAGCAAAUUCUGGGGGUGGGAGUGGGUGUCUGCCAUGCCUGUCCACCAUUAAGGUGCAGGAUUCUUGAUACUGGCCAUGCAGUGUUAAACCAGGGCAGCCAUGGAAGCUCACAGACUCCAGUAUUCUCUGAACUCAGAACCCUUUCAAGCUCAGGGAACCAUGCCCCACUCUGCUGACCUGAGAAUUCAUCUUCUCCUUUUACCUUUCUCAGUUUUCAAUCAUUGUGAAGGCUACCAUUCCUAAUUAUGAGCUGAGAAAGAGGGCUGUUACCUGCUGUUUGUUGACAGGCAAAAAAAAGGCUUCCCUUCCCUUCUAUGUCUGCUAUCCCUGAUGUCUGCCUCCCUCACCUGUACUGCACUGGUGGAACAGUGAGUUGUGGGACACUGGAAGGCUUUCAUACUUCCUCCUCUCUGUCCUAACAAUUCCUUUGUAGAGUUGGAAUGUGAUAAAUCAUGGCACCUACAUUGCUCUGGUCUAGGCAUUAUUACAACACACAGCAUCAGAAGCGAGAUUAUGUUCAGCCUGUAUUCAGUGUUUUCCACACAGCAAUCUCUGUUAUGUUCACAGUACUGUAAUGAGUGACAGACUUGAUCACAGUCUCCUUGUGUCUGUGCAAGGCUGCACAGGCAUGAUCUUAUCAGGGUUCCAAUCUGUUCGAUUGCCUUUAAACAAAAGCAAAACAACAAGAAAAUCCUGAUGUUUCAAGUGUCUGACACAAAAUGAUACCUCAAGGUAUAUUCCCCCACCCCACAGUGUAAACCCUUCAUUCCUCCUUUCUUGACAUCAGUCAGUUAUUCUUUAUAAAAUAAGGGUGUGUAAAUAACCAGAUAAGUCUUUGAAACAUUUUCUUUGCUGUGAAAAUAACCCUAAAAUAUGAUAUUUGCAUUUUAAGCCGUCAGAAGUUUCAGAUCUGAAUUCUUGUUGAAGAAAAAGCAACACAGGUCAGUGGGGUGGCUUUGGGUUUGUGGUAUGGCUAUUUUCCUCCUGUAUUCCUCUUCCCCACAACACAGGAUAACAGACCAGGGGCUACACCUGCCCUCCCUAGGUGCUGGCUAUUCUAGCACCAAGACCCCAGGGUGGGGACUAUCCGAAUUUCUCUCUUGUAUAUGAUCCAUCCCUUCCAGGACUAAAGAAAGGUUUUGUAGCCAGGACCUUGAGUUCUCUGCCUUUCUGUUGUUAGGACGCACACACUUCUUGCCCUGUAGUGUGGUUCUCUAACUCCUCAGUGGGGUUUGUCCCUGAUGCUGCAGGCAGUCUUACGACUUUCCUAGCAGUGCUCUAGAAAUGUACUUCUAUUCAGAAGGAGCUCAGCUGAGUGCAUGAAGACAACCCUGAAAACCCUGCGUGUCCGCAAAUCUUCUUCUGUGUCUAUAAAGCUGACAUUCUUAGAGGAGCUAGGUUGACACGUGCUGCUUGACAGGGCACUGACGGCUGCUGCCCUUCUAGACUUGAGGCUCCUGUGAUACAGGGUUAGAAGACUCCCCCCAUUUGUCCCAUUUUAACUUCUACCCAUAUCUGUCAAAAAGUUCUUUAAGUGCGCUCCCUGAUCUUGUUCAAUGACGACUUCCUUUGAGGGAAGAAUCUUGCUGGAAGUGCAUGGGCGCCCCCUGUCCAUCUUCUAACUGGCACUGUUCUUGGAUUUUACUUCUGUUGUUUGUCUGGAGGCCCUGGGCUAUCAGUGUGCUUCCUCUCACUGCUGGGGUUCUGCCUGCCCUCGUUUCCCUCUCUGAUGUUCCCAAAGGGCUUUGCUGAUGUCUGCACCUCUUUCCUGGGACGUUCCCCCUACUACACCCUUUGCACACACCAGUGACCAAAGUGUAUGCAGUGGUCUCAACACAAGACAUCAAAAUGGUGCACGCAUCUCUAGUGUGCUCACAGACAUGUGCACAAGAUUCUGCACCCUUGGCCUUAAUUUCAGCACGACUUAAGGUGCAGGAACAUUUUUAACAGGUUUAAAAAAAAAAUACUCUUCUGGGAGGGAAAAUAAAGCAGAUCCAAUCACUCGACCAUGCCCAGUCCCUAACUUUCCACUAUAUGCUUACAACUUUUCAUUCUGCACCCAGCCCAGCCCUGUUCUGCGUAACCAAAACCAACAAAAAACAACCCAAGGAGAGGUUUCUGGACUGUUUUAUCUUUCUCCCUGUUGAUGGAGAUACAAAUGCUGCUUUGGGUUCCGUAAUCCUAGGGGACUAUGUUUACAUAGUGAAAUUCAUUCUACCAAAUCAGGAAACAGUAAGUAGUGAGAGACCCUUCAGUAAGAGGUCACUGAGGCUGAACCAGAGGUGAGAGGACCUGGGGAUGUGGCAGAGGGGGAGAGAGAUCCUAUUCAGCUCAUUGUGACACAGGUUCACCCCCUCCUCUCUGCUCUUGGCGGCCCUCUUUGCCCCUUUAAUCAGAAGGCUCAGAGAAAGGCACCAGGAACAGGCUGAAGUUUUAAGAGGCAGCUUUCCAACUUUGCACACAAACUUUGUGGAAGGUACCGCAAAAAUCCUCUCGUCUGAAACACUCGGCAGAAAAACCUGUCAAAAGGACUAAAUCGCUGCACUUGUUGAUGCUCUCUGCAAGUUACCUAUAAGUGUUUUGUUUUCUUAUACUUGAAAUUGCUUUUAUGAUAUUAUUUUGGUGGCUUUUUCUCUUUUCUCUCUUCUGAUUGGCAAUUGACAAUGCAGAUAAGUUUUAAGGAUAUUUGAGGGGAGAAAAGGAAGGCUGUGGCAUUGUCUUUUUUAACAUAAAGGUUCAGUCAGACUCCCGUAUGGUAAGGUUGCUCAUCUUACUGGUUUAACGUGGACACAGAAACUAGGCACUUUGGUGGUUCACUUGCACGGCAGGCCGGCCCCCUUUCUAUAUUUUAUUUUACUUUUUUUAGUAUAGUGGUACUUAAAAUCACUGGUUCACUUAAAAAAAAACAAACAAACAAAAUGUUAAACUCUACUAAUGUACAAAUAAGCUGAAAAGUUGCAUUUUAUGUGUAUUUUUUGCCAUAGCAGGUACUGUAUUUCUCAUGCUGGAUUUCAAAAUAUAUAUAUAUAUAUAUAUAUCAAAAACAAACAAAACUGAAGGGUGGUGUUUUCUCGGAUUGUGACAGGUUGAGUGAUAAGGAAUAAAGUCGUAGUCAUUUCAUUAAAACAGAGAUGAUGUAAUGCAUAUAUAAGAGUUUUCUGAAGGGUUUUUUUUUUUUUGGGCUUUUAAACAGCUUAUUUUGUUUUUGUUUAGUUUUAUUUUAUUUUGGAAAGAUAUGAUUGUAUUAUGUGCAACUCAGUUGCUUACAUUAUAACUACAAAAUAUUUUUGAGUUCCUGGAAAAAAAAAAAAAGAAAAAGACUAAUAAAUGUGUUUGGCUGCUAAGCA
This is a messenger RNA of Meriones unguiculatus (Mongolian gerbil), 17682 nucleotides long. RefSeq names its product trinucleotide repeat containing adaptor 6B (gene Tnrc6b). Gene Ontology annotation, molecular function: nucleic acid binding. Lineage: Eukaryota; Metazoa; Chordata; Mammalia; Rodentia; Muridae. Gene Ontology annotation, biological process: miRNA-mediated post-transcriptional gene silencing; positive regulation of nuclear-transcribed mRNA poly(A) tail shortening. The record is from RefSeq and is a predicted model, not a curated record. The transcript is spliced from 26 exons. Gene Ontology annotation, cellular component: nucleoplasm; P-body. The coding region runs from base 351 to 5960 and encodes 1869 amino acids.